AACUCGUAUACAGUGCCUUCGCUAGCUCAGGACCUUGCGUCUAUAUGGGCAACCACGGUCAGCACCCCAACGACUGAGAAUAUGGGACUUUUCAGCUGCUUCUCGCGGCCGGCCUCACGGCCCUGCAAGUUAUCGGAAUCACCUCCGCAUUCUGCGAAGGUGGAAGCCAAAGGUCGUGACCACGCCUCGCCAUUCAACGCGGAAGAGCUCUACCUCAAAGAUGCAGGAGUGGGCGACCUGCGCCAGAAGGCCUGGGUCGUUCACAGCGACGCACCCAGCGCUGCGCUGCCGCAACAGUUCUCCAACGACUCCGCACGCGCGCUCAUGCCGCAGCAGCUCGCACCCACAUCCAGCAGCACUUACGCGACAACGACGCCUCAUGCCUCGUCCGACGGCCGCUGCUCCGCCAGCAGCUGCUACGGCGGCACCGCCGCCAAUGCGCUUGCGGCCUCCAAGUCGCCUUCCUCCCAUGGGGUGCAUACCGCUGAUGGCACGCAGCACGACGCGCGGGAGCCGCCGGCAGCCGGCCCGGAUGUUGUCACCGCUCAUCACGCACAGCAGCAUCGACCUGUCGUGAGGAGCCAGCAGCAGUACAUGGCUACCUUGCAGGAGGCUCCCCCAACAAGGAGUGACGGCCGUGGCAGUAGCCACGGCGUUGGGCGCCCCCGGCGAAUGUCCGCCUACGCAGUCCCUACCGCGACAGCUGAGGCACCGGCGCGCUGGCCCAUCACCGCUGCCACUCGGGACACGGCGGCCCACCAGACCCUGUCGGACAUGCGCCAGUCCCACAUGUCCAAGUCCUUCACAGACAUGCGGCAGCUGUCUAAACAGCAUGGCGCGCCCGCCGCCGCGCCGGUGCUUGAUUUCACGGCGGCCGCGCUGCUGGCAAGCGGCCGUGUAAACAUGCUGCACGUGCACGUGCAGCGACUGAAGCAGCGGAAGGACGCUGCCGGCUUACAUAUGCAGGCGUCGUCACGUGCAGCAAACUCGCACCUGGGCGAAGGGGGCCGCGGCGCUGGCGGCGGCGACCCCAGCUGCCAAAGGCCGCCACUGCUGGCGCCGCGCGGCCGGCGCAAUUCCCUCGGUGAUGGCCGCGGCAGCGGCGGCGGCGGUGGCAACACUUUUUACGCUUCUCCGCGGCGACACUCCGUCGACGGCAGCCGGGGCGACGGCAGAGACCUUGACGGGGUGCAGCAGGCGCGCGCGAGCAGCCGCGGACCCGGCUCCCAGCGCUGCCGCCGCAGCUCAGCUGAUGGCGGCGGUGGCGGCCGGACGUUCGAUCCUGUGGAGGCGCGCCUGGCCAGGAGGGCGGACGCCGCGCUGGCAGCGAGGCGGAGCUCCGGCAACACCGGGCCGGGCCAGCAGCGCCCGCAGCCCCGCCCGCAGCAGGAGCAGCUCAGGGGCGCGGCCUCGUAUGGCCUCAUCAUCUAGCCACGGUGGGGUGAGGAUGAGCGCGCCCUGAACCGCCGGCGGGGCGGGGCUCUUGCUUUUACUGCAUCCACAGCACAUACAGCACAAACGUAUCGCAGACAUAGCAUGGGGUCGAGCUAAAGUGCGUCGGGGUGGGACGUGAGUUUCAAAGUGGCAAGCAUGAGGCUGCUUCUGCCGGAACAGGCUGGGAUUCAUGUCGUUGCACGUGACUAACUAAAGUGGGUUUGGGUUAAAUCCCUCAAGCCCUUUCCGUCUGGGCUAGUAAGCUGCCUCUGAAUAAAGCGAAAAUGUUUGAGGCGCUAUCGGAAAGGCAUACGCAAGCAGGGUGCGCGCUCUGGCGCCGCGACGUGGAAGUCACGGUUGAAGUCCUCAGUACUUCUCCUGCACGGCCCGCACGCGUGGCCGGCUCUGUUGUGUCACAGGCUCUUAGCCCGUAAUCAGUACCGUACAUACAAUGCGCGCAGCCCUAAUAGGAUUCUUUUGAACGUUCCCUGUCUGCUUGUGUAGUUUGCGGGCGUGUGGUGUCAAGUGGUUUCACCGCAUGCGUAAAGGCCUCGGGUCCAUGUACAUAAUUGACCCUCGUUGAAGGCGUUAUUACAGUGUUGCUGGUCGUAUGCAAACGUAUGCAAGGGUAUGCUUUCCGUGUUCAGGCUACUUUGGCGCACCGUGAGGUUGCCCAUCUUAUCUUUGUUUCCAAUACGGGCCAG
Messenger RNA from Chlamydomonas reinhardtii, 2138 nucleotides. RefSeq lists its product as uncharacterized. Bases 82 to 1431 code for a protein of 449 amino acids. The transcript has 3 exons. NCBI's taxonomy places the organism in Eukaryota, Viridiplantae, Chlorophyta, Chlorophyceae, Chlamydomonadales, Chlamydomonadaceae. The record is from RefSeq and is a predicted model, not a curated record.